Xyrichtys novacula (pearly razorfish) is the source of this 3854-nucleotide messenger RNA. The record is from the annotation of a GenBank genome assembly. NCBI's taxonomy places the organism in Eukaryota, Metazoa, Chordata, Actinopteri, Labriformes, Labridae.
AUGGAGCUCCUCGCCAAAACCCUGUUUCUGUGCUUGGCACUCACCCUGACCAAUGCAGCACCUGCGUGAGUACCUCUUUCUUUAAUAUGGAUUAUCACUCAGUAAGGUUGCUCAAGUUAAAAUGUCUUUUCUUCAAGGUCCAUGAUUGUUACCGGUGAAGAGCAAAAGGUCAAGAUUAUUAGACGGAUUUUGUGCUUUCCAAUAAAAUUUCAAGAGGACAAAAUCUGCCAACUUUUUGGUGUACAAUUGAUUUUUGAGUCUUGAUUGUGACCAGCAUGAAUUCAGUGGUCACAAAAAGAAAGAAACUUUGAAAAAAUUGGGGAAACUGAAGUAAUGACCCUUAAGAUUUGUUUUUUUCCAGUUGCGGUCAUUUUUGAAGGCUGAUUUUUUUUAAUCGUCACAUCAUUUAUACCCAAAUCUGCAUUUUUUUCUUCACUUUAUUUUCUUUAGUUCAACCUGUGCAGAGAAAAUGUGCAAGUCCCUCAUUUCAUAACUAUCUGCUGGUUCACAAAGUUCACCAGCUGGAUCAAUUAAACAAAUACAAACACGCAACGCAGCGUAUUCCCUCAGUUGACCCCUGAUCAGCAUGACUCAAGGAUUUUUGGAAGUUAAUGCUUGAUUUUAUACGAAAUAACCUCUUUUUGUCAUCCACAGGCAAACACAUGAUGCAGCACCUGAAGAAGGUUAGUUUUUAAUGUAAUCAUUUUUUCCCCCCAUGUCUUACAAUAAUGUGCAUUAAAAUUAACACUUUUAUUGUCUUCUUGAAUAUAGAGGUUGAUCCUAAUCUCCCAGACCGGUGUGAGGGUCUUGAGUUUGAUGCAAUCACUCCAGAUGAGAAAGGAAUCACCUUCUUCUUUAAAGGUAGGACUUUUGACAUUUCAAAUAAUGAGUUUGAUCCAUUUUCAGUAAAUUAGUGUAUGAUAGUGUUAAAUGUCACCCUUUUUUUCUCUCAGGGAGCUACUUGUGGAAGGGUUUCCAUGGCCCAGCUCAGCCCUCCAAUGAGUCCUUCAAAGAGCUGGAUGACCUCCAUAACAUCGGCCACGUUGACGCCGCCUUCCGCAUGCAUGACCCCGACAACACAGACGACCACGAUCACAUUUAUUUCUUCCUGGUAUGAUCCACACUUACUUUAACUUUUGAUGUGAUGCAAGUCAGAAGGAGACUAGAGGCUGAACUCUUUAUAUUUCAAUGUACUUUCUAGGAUGACAAAGUUUUCAGCUAUUACAACCACACUCUGGAGGAUGGGUAUCCAAAAGAAAUCCAGGAGGACUUCCCAGAUGUCCCAUCUCACCUAGAUGCUGCAGUCGAGUGUCCCAAAGGAGAGUGUGCAGCCAAUUCAGUCCUGUUCUUUAAGGGUAUGUUUGCAUUCACAGCAAAAAAAAAUGUUGAACCUAAAUGAAAAUUCAUUUAUAAAAUUAUGAUCUAGAAAAACAAAAAUAGACUAAUAGAGACAGAAAUUUCCAUUUCCAUCAGCAGUACUUGGUAAAGAUAAGAUAAUGUAAGAUGAUGCCCCCUAGUGGAGAAAAACAAUCACAGCAGGUAGAAAAUUUGAUCUUGUUUUUGAUCUGAAAUUUUUGCAGCUGCUUUUUGGUUUGUUCUAAAAACUACAAGCGUUUAUUGAAAAUAUUUGUUAGUUGUGAAAAAAAAACAGCACUCUCUGUACAUAAUCUAGUUUAAAGCUCCUGUAAGGAACUUUUGGUUGAUUUCUCUCCACUGCUCAAACUGGUUUCAGCCCCUAAAAAUGGCAAUAAAUAAACUGUCAGUAUUGUUACUGAUUGUCUCUUUAGCUUAUUGACAUUUAAAAGACAUCGACAUGAAGUUAAGUCUGUUUUAUAAACAUAAAAAAACUCCUCACAGGAACUUUAACUUGUUGAAGUACAAUCAGUAGAAAGCACACGGUGGAACAAGUUGACUGAAACUGGUAUAUUCUCUCAUAGGACACGAUGUGCAUGUUUAUGACAUUACUACUAAGACAGUGAAGACAAAGUCCUGGCACCACCUCCCCGUGUGCACCUCCGCUUUCCGCUGGCUGGAGCACUACUACUGUUUCCAUGGACACAACUUCACCAGAUUUCACCCCCUGACUGGAGAGGUGAGCGGCUCCUACCCCAAAGACAUCCGCAACUACUUCAUGAGGUGCCCCAACUUUGGUGAGUUUAACAAGAAAUGUCAAAUAUCAGAUAAAAAGAAAAAAUGUAUCUCGAUACAGAUAGUUCAAUUUAAGUAAAUGUGCUGUCUGUAGGUCAUGGCGGUGAUUAUCAAGUCGUCAAAUGCAGUGAAGUCAAGCUGGACGCCAUCACCUCUGACGAUACUGGCAAAACUUAUUUCUUUGCAGGUAAGUUUGAAAUAAAUGAACAGACAAACCAAUAAAUAAAUACCAGUUUGGGAAAUGGUGUUGUCUUCUUGCAAGGUUCGAUACAUGAAGCAUUAAGCAGCAAAACCCUAACCCUUACCCUAACCUAAAUUAAUUUUUAUUAUUCAUUUCAAUAGCCCAUGUUCUUCAAAUCUCACUUUUUUCUCUUAGGAUGUUUAGUAUAUUCAGUCUGUAUUUAUUGUAUAUACUUAGUAUUUUUAGUCUGUAUUGUACUUCUUCUUAUAUUUAAUUUUAUUUUGUAUUUUUUGCUGCUGUAACAUGUGAAUUUCCCAGUUUGGGAUCAAUAAAGUCUAUCUAUCUAUCUAUCUAUCUAUCUAUCUAUCUAUCUAUCUAUCUAUCUAUCUAUCUAUCUAUCUAUCUAUCUAUCUAUCUAUCUAUCUAUCUAUCUAUCUAUCUAUCUAUCUAUCUAUCUAUCUAUCUAUCUAUCUAUCCAAACUAUAGGUUUUUUUUUUAACCACUUUUGACAUAUUUGAUACAAUCUGGGUAACAAUAUUCUGCUAAUUUGUGGUUUGAAUUAUUUUUUAAUGAGUUAAAUGUGGAAAAACUGCAUCAGACUGCAAAUUUCAAACUUUGAGAAAGGAAAAUAAAAAAAUAAAAAAGCCAAGCUCUCCUGAUAACGGGAAGUUUCUAUUAGAUUUUAAUCCUCUUAUAAAGAGUUGCACUAUUUUGUGUCGGACACUGGAGGCACCAUCUGAAAACAGCAGUAUGUUGAAACAAGACAUCAAAGUACUUGGAUUUACUUCAUUUUCUGGUCGUCUUUUGGUUUCUGUAAAGCGCUAAAACAUUUGAAUCUUUUCAGGUCCCAUCUUCAUGCGUCUGGACACCAGCCGUGACGGCCUUCACGCCUUCCCCAUCACCCGGACGUGGAAAGAGUUGACCGACGGUGUGGACGCUGUGUUUUCCUACACUGACAAGAUGUACAUGAUCAAGGUGAGUCACCAGAUGAAACUGGUUUUAUCUGAAACUCUGAGCUGAACUUUAACUCCCGUCUGUGCUCCCUGUGCAGGAUGAUCAGGUUUUCAUCUACAAAGGAGCGGCUCACUACACCCUGAUCGAAGGUUACCCUAAAAGUCUGAAAGAGGAGCUCGGCCUUGAGGGACAUGUAGACGCUGCUUUCGUGUGCCCCAAUGAACACACAGUUCACAUAAUUCAAGGUGAGGGUGCUGCAUGCUGGGAAUAAUCUUCCUGGACUCUAUCAGUUUGAAUAAAAUGUGAAAUUUCUCUAAAAUAUUUACACAUACGUUUUCCAACAGGCCAAAAGAUGCUUGAUGUGGACUUGACUGCCACACCCAGAGCUGUCACCGGAGAUCAGUCCAUCCCCAUGUCGGACAUUGAUGCUGGUUUCUGCGGCCCACAAGGCAUUGCAGUCUUCAAGGGCUCACAGUAUUACAAAUAUGGCAGCACUAUGAUGCUGGCAAAUAGCAAAAUGGCCCCAAGGCCCCACAUUAUAACCUCAGAAAUGAUGGGAUGUCGGGAUUAG